UCCGCCCCUCCUUUUCUCCUAUCCCACUUCACCCGGCACUACUCACUUCCUAGGAGGCUCCAAGAACCACUCCAACUAUGGCAUCUGGUGCUGUGUUCCUGCUCACAGCUCCCCUUUGAGAAGAACUGUGGAACAGAUCACCUCUGUGAGGACGACCUUGGCAUUACCUUCAAUUUCUCUGGCCUACAGACUAUGGUGGUUGGGAAUGAUCUGGAGUUGAAUGUGACAGUGACGGUGACAAAUCAGGGGGAAGAUUCUUACAGGACCAUGGUGACCUUCUUAUAUCCCCCAGGACUGUCCUAUCGACGAGUAUCAGUGACCCAGAGCUGGCAUCCUCGGCAAUCUGUGCGUCUUGCAUGUGAGGCAGCAGCGCCAGAGAACAAGGCCCUGAAAGGUACUGGCUGCAGCAUCAAUCACCCCAUCUUCCAGGAAGCAGCUAAGGUCACUUUUGUAGCCACAUUUGAUAUCUCUCCCACUGCCACCCUUGGAGACAAAAUGCUCAUGAAAACUAAAGUGAGCAGUGAAAAUAACACACCUAAGUCCAACAACACCACCUUUCAGCUGGAGGUACCAGUGAAGUAUGCUGUCUACUUGGUAAUCAGCAGCAAGGAAGAAUCCACUCAGUACUUAAAUUUCUCUGCUUCCGAGGAGAAGAAAAGCCAAGAGGUCAAGCACAGAUACCAAGUGAACAAUCUGAGUAAGCAGGAUCUGCCCAGCAGCAUUAACUUCUGGGUCCCUGCAGAGCUAAAUAGGAUGAUUGUGUGGGAUGUGACCACAGCCAAUUCCCCCCAGGACUGUUACAUUGCAGUUUGUCUCAAAAUUAGAUGUAAUAUCUCCUCUUUUGGUGUCCAAGAAGAACUUGACUUCACUCUCAAAGGCAACCUCAGCUUUGUCUUGGUCAGCCAACUUGGCUUCUUUAAAUGUCGCUACAAAGAAAUGAUAGAGGAAAAUACCCAGAGUACUCACUUCAGCAAUGAGGUUUCCAACUCUUUGACAGAUGAUUUGCCUACCCCAUAGGAACUGUUUCUCCUGUCAAUCAAUCUUUCCAUAUGAGGGCUAUGUAUGUAUACAACUGUAUUUUCAUUUGGAUAGACCCAGAAAGGAUGUCAAACAUGCAGGGUAAUUUUGUUUUUCUGUCAUAUGCUAUUGUUUUCCCCGAGUAAUGGAAAUUUUGCAUUUUCCUAUGUCUAUCCAUUUUACAAAGGAAGAAACACGUGAAACUCCCUGUAUGCAAAUAGCUGCCAGCUUCACUGUUAGCUCAUGCCACAUUACUACCUGCUAUAUUAAAUGAGAAUGUGAAAUGUA
Molecule: messenger RNA, 1305 nt
Organism: Phascolarctos cinereus (koala)
Lineage: Eukaryota; Metazoa; Chordata; Mammalia; Diprotodontia; Phascolarctidae
Product: integrin alpha-D-like
Biological process (GO): cell-matrix adhesion; cell adhesion mediated by integrin; cell-cell adhesion
Cellular component (GO): external side of plasma membrane; integrin complex
Molecular function (GO): integrin binding
Source: RefSeq, a predicted model, not a curated record